Messenger RNA from Sphaerodactylus townsendi, 725 nucleotides. RefSeq names its product CDGSH iron sulfur domain 1 (gene CISD1). The record is from RefSeq and is a predicted model, not a curated record. The transcript has 3 exons. Gene Ontology annotation, molecular function: 2 iron, 2 sulfur cluster binding. Bases 99 to 425 code for a protein of 108 amino acids. NCBI's taxonomy places the organism in Eukaryota, Metazoa, Chordata, Lepidosauria, Squamata, Sphaerodactylidae. Gene Ontology annotation, cellular component: intracellular membrane-bounded organelle; mitochondrial outer membrane. Gene Ontology annotation, biological process: regulation of autophagy.
GCAGGCGCAAUCGACCUACGCCACUCCCGUUUCCCUUCCGGCGUGUCCUCUAUGGUCGGAAUAGACUAUCCUCAGACCGCGUGAGCAGUGCAGGAAUAAUGGGUGGCGGGUCGCAUUCCUCUGUGAGGGUUGAAUGGAUUGUAGCAGUCUCAUUUGCUGCUGGAGCAGCCGCCGUUGGGUAUCUCGCUUACAAAAAAUUUUUCCACCAGGACCGCUGCCGUAGUUCGAUGGUCAACCCACAUAUCCAGAAAGAUAAUCCCAAGGUAGUUCAUGCAUUUGAUAUGGAAGACCUGGGGGAUAAAGCUGUGUACUGCCGCUGCUGGAGGUCUAAGAAGUUCCCAUUGUGUGACGGGUCUCACACAAAGCACAAUGAUGAAACAGGAGACAAUGUGGGGCCUCUCAUCAUCAAGAGAAAAGAUGCAUAAACACCCAGUGGUUUGGACAACAUGACUUUGCUGCAGCGCUUUAUUCUCACUUAUGAUUGAAGUUAAUGGAGAUCUUAAGUCAUUUCACUGAAGAUUUUUUUUAGAUGUGAUACACAGCAAGUUCCAGCAUACAUCAUGCCAUGGUGUUUGCCUUGCUUAAACACUACAGAAUGUUGGGGAUGAAUACCUGUGAUUUCCAAAUUUUAUUUGUUUUGUAAAGUGUUCAUUCUCAUAAGGUGUAAAAAACCUCUUAGAAUGUACUCUGAAUUGUGUAUUGAUGCAUUAAAUUAUUUUCAAAUA